AUGAAGGUCGGCUACGUCUUCGACGAGCGCUACCUGUGGCAUCGGCCCUGGAGCGUCCAGUACUCGGCCUUGGUGGAGCCGUUCCGCCACUGGGAGUCGCCCGAGACCAAGCGCCGCUUCCACUCGCUGCUGGCGGUGUCCGGUCUGUUGGAGCAGCUGGAGAUCGUCAAGCCCCAAGUCGCCACAAAUGCGCAACUGGAGCGCGUGCACACGCGUCGCUACCUGGAGGAACUGGAGCGAGCCUCAGCCCGGGAAGAAGGCGGCAACGCCGGGGAAGAAGCGCCGUUCUCCCAGUUCGCCUUUGACGUCGCGCGGCUGUCGGCUGGAGGGGUCAUCGCAGCGGCGGACGCUGUGAUGGACGGCCGGGUGGACAGAGCCUACGCUCUUACACGUCCACCUGGACAUCACGCCGUGAAAGAUCGCGGCAUGGGCUUCUGUCUGCUUAACAAUGUAGCCAUCACGGCAAAGCACUUGUUGGACGCGUACCCGACGCAGAUCAGGAGAAUCGCCAUUGUGGACUACGACGUCCACCAUGGGAAUGGAACGCAGGAGGCGUUCUAUGAGGACGAUAAUGUGUUGUUUGUGUCGCUGCACCAAGACAACAAUUAUCCGGCGGACAGUGGGGCUAUUACGGAGAGAGGAGAUGGAAAGGGUGAAGGGUUCAAUAUCAACGUUCCCUUGCCGCCAGGGUCUGGCUCGGGGGCGUACGAAUAUGCGUUCAAGAACGUCGUGGUGCCGGCGUUGGACAAGUUUAAACCGGAUUUCGUCCUGGUUUCGUCGGGGUUUGACGCGUCGUAUGCGGACCCGUUGGCGGCGAUGAUUCUGAGCAGCAACGUGUUUCGGUUCAUGGCUCGUGAACUGGUUGAAGCGGCCAAGCGGCUGUGCGGAGGGCGGAUUGUGUUCGCUCAUGAAGGAGGGUACUCGGAAACGUAUGUGCCGUUCUGCGGAGCUGCAGUUAUUGAAGAGUUGCAGGGCGUUCAUGAAUUGGACAAGCAGAUCAAGGAUCCGUUCCUGAGCGAAGUGGAACGCUGGAGUUACCAAGAACUUCAGGAGCAUCAGAAAAAGGUGGUUGAUAGUGUUGUUGGCUCUGUUGAUUGA
This is a messenger RNA of Phytophthora sojae, 1098 nucleotides long. RefSeq lists its product as hypothetical. Gene Ontology annotation, biological process: chromatin organization. Gene Ontology annotation, molecular function: histone deacetylase activity. The transcript has a single exon. Gene Ontology annotation, cellular component: histone deacetylase complex. NCBI's taxonomy places the organism in Eukaryota, Oomycota, Peronosporomycetes, Peronosporales, Peronosporaceae. The coding region runs from base 1 to 1098 and encodes 365 amino acids. The record is from RefSeq and is a predicted model, not a curated record.